This is a messenger RNA of Rhizophagus irregularis DAOM 181602=DAOM 197198, 438 nucleotides long. RefSeq lists its product as uncharacterized. NCBI's taxonomy places the organism in Eukaryota, Fungi, Glomeromycota, Glomeromycetes, Glomerales, Glomeraceae. The record is from RefSeq and is a predicted model, not a curated record. Gene Ontology annotation, molecular function: protein binding.
AUGACUGUUCAAUUUUUUUCAAAAUUAAGUGAAAAUUACAUUAGAUUAUUAGAUGAUGAUCAAUAUUAUGACGUUACCAUUGAAGUUGGUGAAGAUCCCAACGUAAAAAUAUUUCGUGCUCACACGAUUAUUUUGUGUUAUCGUUCUCCAUAUUUACAACGAACUUUGGCCUCUAAAAAAGCGAGUAAAGAUAAUGCUUUAGUACAUAUUAAUUUGCCAAAUAUAUCACCGGAAUUGUUUCAAAAUAUUUUAAAGUAUAUUUAUGGAGGUAUUCUUUCAUUGAAUGACCAUGAAACUUCAGAGAUUCUUAAACUGAUAUUGGCAGCGGAUGAGCUACUGCUUCAAGAAUUAGUUGAUUAUUUGCAGAAAUAUUUAAUUGAAAAUAAAUAUGAAUGGAUGGAACAACAUUUUGAACUUAUUCAUCGAACGAGCUUUUAA